AUGGUUGGCAGAGAAAGUGAAUCCCGGAAGAAACUGUCAAACUAUGUUUCCCUAGUUAACUGCAGCAGCACCUCGCUUGACCCGAGCAUGACCUCCGGUGGCGAUAGGAUGGGCGGGAAAAUAGAGAUGAAGGGACUUCCUGAGUCGGCAGAAGAGCGCGACGGGCAGAGCCAUUAUAUUGGCGAUGAAGAAAAUGGACAUGAGGAUGAGCAUGCAUAUCCACCGCAGUCACCAGUGUCUCCUUCGAUGAACUGGAGGCCACUGUCGCUGGGCGGGCCCUCAAGAAAUAGGCGAAACUGUUUCCUGCGAGAUUCCCGCGUUGCUUGUUUCCCCAGAAUCUCCAAACUGUGGAGGAAAGGGCCGGGGUCGGGGUCGAUGACGCGACGCCUGCUGCGGCACUGCAUCGUGGGUGCUCUAGUUGUACUUGUAUUCUUCCCAUAUCUGUUACACACUCCAGUUGAUGUAUGUUUUGAGAAGCCAACGGACCGGGGUAUAAGCAAGAAUAUGGCUGACGCUGGCGACAACAACAGAGGGCUGGUUCAGUUGGUCGCUCUGACUCUAGGGGCUUUAGCGUCUCUCUUACCUGGUGACAUCGAGGACGCCAUUUUUCGAUGGGGUCGAACCGGCAAACAAAGCGAGUAUCGCCCUUACUGGCCUACGGGUACAAGGGGUGUUAAGCCCAUCCCGUGCCAUUCUCAUAACGACUAUUGGCGUCCUGUACCCCUGUUUUCUGCCCUGGAGGCCGGCUGCAUCAGUGUAGAGGCGGACAUCUGGCUCCUCGACGAGGACCUCUUUGUGGGCCAUACUACGUCUUCUCUCGCUCCAAAUCGGACUUUAACGUCAAUGUAUAUCGACCCCCUCGUUAAGAUCUUAGAUAACCAGAACCGUAACACCAGUUCCCAUUCCAAAAAUUCACCAAAUGGCGUUUUCAAUACUCGACCAUCCCAAACCCUGGUCCUCCUUAUCGAUUUCAAGAAUAAAGCACUUGAAACUUGGCCGCGUCUCCUUUCCCAGCUGUCCCCGCUACGUGAUCGCGGCUACCUUACUUAUUUGAAUGGAACAGAUGUGACGGAAGGCCCGAUCACUGUGGUUGCGACAGGAAAGGCACCAUUCCAGAAAAUUAUCGCCAAUGACACAUAUAGAGAUAUCUUCUUCGACGCCCCACUAGACAAGCUGGGCAACAGUGCGAUCCUAGAAAAUCACGAACGGUCCUCAAGCCCAAAACUUGUCAACAAUGCAGGCAUAGAUGACAAGUUAAACAUUAUGAAACUCCGCCGUCAUCUACAGAACGGCACGCCCAAGCAACGUAACUCCCAACUCCCAGAAUCUUCUCCCACUAGAAUCGACAAAAUAAAAGCAGCACCCAACAAUUACGUGUACAAUUCUAAUAACAGCUACUAUGCCUCCGUCUCCUUCAUGAAAUCCAUCGGCUUCCCCUGGCGUUUUACUCUUAGCCAGAAGCAAUUGGCGCGGAUCCGAGCCCAGGUGCGUGAGGCGCACAAACGUGGCCUUAAAGUGCGCUAUUGGGCUACCCCUGGCUGGCCGCACAGUUUACGAGAUCGCAUAUGGAGGGAUUUGAUUAGGGAAGGCGUGGAUAUUUUAAACGUCGACGAUUUGAGAAGCGCACCGAGACUAGAUUGGGGUAACAUGUCGCUGUCGCGAUGA
Molecule: messenger RNA, 1665 nt
Organism: Histoplasma mississippiense
Lineage: Eukaryota; Fungi; Ascomycota; Eurotiomycetes; Onygenales; Ajellomycetaceae
Exons: 2
Coding region: 1-1665 (554 amino acids)
Biological process (GO): lipid metabolic process
Molecular function (GO): phosphoric diester hydrolase activity
Source: RefSeq, a predicted model, not a curated record